AUGGAGGUGAACGUCGUUAAAAAACGCCAUCGCACACGGUCCAAAGGAGUCAGAGCUGCCGUGGAAGCAGUAACACAGGAGUUAUUCAGCUGUCCCACCCCAGGCUGUGAUGGCAGCGGUCAUGUCAGCGGGAAGUACGCCAGACACCGCAGCAUCUACGGCUGCCCGCUGGCCAAGAAGAGGAAGGCUCUGGAAAAACAGCCACUGGAGCCAGCUGCCAAGAGGAGGCCUUUCCUCACCUCCUGCCCAGGGGAGGAGCAAGGGGAAGUAGUGGAGGACGAUGAGGAGGAAGAGGAAGGGGAGAGAGAAGGAGAUGAGGACGGUGAAGUGGAGGACGAGUUCUCAGAGGACAACGAGGAGCAGGGAGAGGAGGAGGAGGAGGAGGAAGAUGAAGAAGAGGAGGAGGUAGAGGAAGAAGUGGAGGACGGUGACGAUGAGGAGGAGCAGGAGGAGGAGGAGGGAGAGGAAGAUGAACAAGAGGAGGAGGAGGAGGAAGAGGAGGAGCAGAAUGAGAACCACUACAAAUCCAGUGGACAAUCAAAGGUCAUCCCAAUUCUGAAGGACGACAACAACAACAACAGCUGCGCCAUCGGCGCCAGUAACGGCACCGGAGAGGAGUACGAGAACUACGACGAGCUGGUCGCCAAGUCGCUGCUCAACCUGGGCAAGAUCGCAGAAGACGCCGCCUACCAGGCCAUGACCGAGUCUGAGAUGAACAGCAACUCUUCCAACAGCGCCGGGGAGGACGACGAAGAUGAUGAGGAUGACGGCAGCGAUCAGGGGGACCGGAAGGGCGAGCUGAGCGUGGACCUGGACAGCGAUGUAGUCAGAGAGACGGUAGAUUCCCUGAAGCUCCUGGCGCAGGGCCACGGCGCCAUGCUGCCCGAGGACGGAUACCCAGAAGGUUCCAUGGUGGACGAUGGCGGCCAUGCUAACGGGCGGCCCGGGGUCGGGCUCCGUGUUCAGGAGGAUGAGAGCGAGGAGGAGGUGUGUCUCAGCAGUCUGGAGUGUCUGAGGAACCAGUGCUUCGAUCUGGCUCGCAAACUGAGCGAGACGCAGACGUCCGAUCGGGAUGCACAAAAGCAGAAAAUGUAUUUAAAAAAACAUUUGCUUGGUUCACAGGGGGAGCCCAGGUCUCUGGAUCGCAGCUACUCUGACAUGGCCAACCUGAUGAAGCUGGAGGAGCAGCUGAGCCCAGCAUCCAGAGGUUAUCCAACCAGCUGCAGCCAGGAGGGCGACGAAGACACCACGUCGGUGGCCUCCGACCGCUCGGACGAGACCUUUGACAUGGCCAAGGGAAACCUGUCGCUGCUGGAGAAGGCCAUCGCCCUGGAAUCAGAGAGGGCAAAGGUGAUGAGGGACCGGAUGGCCUCGGAGCACACGUUUCCCCGUCGAGAUCACCACCAUCAUCAUCAUCGCGGCCAGGGUGAGCACAGCCCAAGGCUGAGCGAGGAGCGCAAGUCCAGGAUGCACCACGAUGGGUUGAAGAGGGCGUACUACCCUAAAGACUCUUCCAGAGGCGAGAAGAAAGAGAGUAAGUGUCCGACGCCGGGUUGUGACGGGACUGGUCACGUGACGGGUCUGUACCCGCACCACCGCAGCCUGUCCGGGUGUCCUCACAAAGACCGAGUCCCGCCUGAGAUCCUUGCCAUGUAUGAAAAUGUUUUAAAGUGCCCCACUCCUGGCUGCUCUGGACGGGGUCAUGUCAAUAGCAACAGGAACUCGCACCGCAGUCUGUCCGGCUGUCCCAUCGCUGCCGCAGAGAAGAUGGCGAAGGUCCACGAGAAGAGCCACUCGACUGACAGCGGCAGUAAGACCAAUCAGACGUCAGACCGUGUCCUCAGGCCGAUGUGUUUCGUCAAGCAGCUGGAGAUUCCUCAGUAUGGCUAUAAAAACAACGUUCCCACAAGCACGCCACGCUCCAACCUGGCCAAGGAGCUGGAAAAAUACUCCAAGACCAGCUACGACUACACCGGCUACGACAGCCAGCAUGGCAGCUACGGAAAGAGAGGCCCGACAACCAAGUCCCACCACGGCCGAGACACCUCCCCAAAGGGAUACGAUGCGAAGCGCUACUGUAAGACGUCGAGCCCGGCCAGCAGUACGACCAGCAGCUACGCGCCCAGCAGCAGCAGCAGCCUGAGCUGUGGAGGAGGAGGUGGUGGAGGGGGUGGAGGAGGAGGAGGAGGAGGAGGAGGAGGAAGCAGCGCCAGCAGCACCUGCAGUAAGAGCAGCUUCGACUACACCCACGAUAUGGAGGCGGCCCACAUGGCAGCCACGGCCAUCCUGAACCUGUCGACGAGGUGCAGGGAGCUCCCGCACGCUCUGGGAGGGAAACCCCAGGACCUGCUGACACAGGUAAGUCCGGUUGGCGACCUGGACGACAGCGGCGCGGUGGACGUGGCCGGUCAGCCGGGCGGUCCGGAGGGCAGCGGGACGGUGUUAACCCCCCUGCAGCCGAUGUCACCCCAGCGGCAGGCUCUGCUCAGCAGCCGCUGCUACCAGCUGAGCGAAGCCGACUGCUGGGACCUCCCCGUCGACUACACCAAGAUCAAACGGCUGGGAGAUGAGCAGGACCACAAAGAGGUAACGGGAAGCGACGAGCUGGAUCCCUUCCAGGAGCUGCUGGACGAGCAGCGCUACCCGGCCGAGGUCACCAUGCCCAGCCCCAAACACCACAAGUAUCCUCCCUGCAAGGAGAGCAAGAAGGAGCUCAUCACGUUGUCGAGCUGCCAGCUGGCCGACAAGAACAUCCGCGGGAUGAUGACGACCAACGCACAAGAACUCAAGUGUCCGACCCCCGGCUGCGAUGGAUCUGGACACAUCACCGGAAACUACGCCUCCCACAGGAGCCUGUCCGGUUGUCCACGAGCCAAGAAGAGCGGCAUCAAAAUCCUCCACAGCAAAGAGGACAAGGACGACCAGGAGCUCAUCAAGUGUCCGGUGCCUGGCUGCGAUGGACAGGGUCAUGUGACGGGGAAGUACGCCUCCCACCGCAGCGCCUCAGGCUGCCCCUUGGCGGCAAAGCGGCAGAAGGACAGCUACGUCAACGGCUCGCAGUUUGUGUGGAAAUCUGGCAAGACGGACGGCAUGAGCUGCCCGACCCCAGGCUGCGACGGCUCAGGACACGUCAGCGGGAGCUUCCUGACCCAUCGGAGCCUCUCCGGCUGUCCCCGUGCCACCUCGGCCAUGAAGAAGGCCAGGAUGAGCAGCGUGGAGAUGCUGACAAUCAAGCAAAGAGCGAGCAAAGGCAUCGAAAACGAUGAAGAAAUCAAACAGCUGGAUGAAGAAAUCAAAGAUCUGAACGAGUCCAACAAUCAAGUGGAAUCAGACAUGAUAAAACUGAGGACACAAAUCACGACCAUGGAGACCAACCUGAAGUCCAUCGAGGAGGAGAACAAGGUGAUCGAGCAGCAGAACGACUCGCUGCUGCACGAGCUGGCCAACCUCAGCCAGUCGCUCAUCAACAGCUUAGCUAACAUCCAGCUUCCACACAUGGAGCCAAUGAAUGAACAGAACUUUGACACUUAUGUGAGUACAUUGACAGACAUGUACACUCACCAGGACCAGUACCAGAGCCCGGAGAACAAGGCGCUGCUGGAGAACAUCAAACAGGCCGUUCAGGGUAUCCAGGUCUAG
Chelmon rostratus (copperband butterflyfish) is the source of this 3639-nucleotide messenger RNA. It is a transcript of the gene myt1la, whose product is annotated as myelin transcription factor 1-like, a. Gene Ontology annotation, molecular function: RNA polymerase II cis-regulatory region sequence-specific DNA binding; zinc ion binding; DNA-binding transcription factor activity, RNA polymerase II-specific. Gene Ontology annotation, biological process: regulation of transcription by RNA polymerase II. NCBI's taxonomy places the organism in Eukaryota, Metazoa, Chordata, Actinopteri, Chaetodontiformes, Chaetodontidae. Bases 1 to 3639 code for a protein of 1212 amino acids. Gene Ontology annotation, cellular component: nucleus. The transcript has 24 exons. The record is from RefSeq and is a predicted model, not a curated record.